AUGGGAAACACCAUGCGAGGCGUCAUUACCUUCAUCCCUUCUGAGCGCAUACAGCAGUUCUUAGUGGGAGAACUGAAGGAGAUGCCUCUGGAUCGAACACUGGACCUGAGCAGCCAUCAGCUGCGGCGUCUGCCCGCCUGCACCUGUGUGUUUGAAGAGCUCCUGAAGUUUUAUCUGAGCAACAACAAACUGAGCCGCCUCCCACCAGCGCUACAGGGCCUGAAGAACCUGCAGCUGCUCGCCCUGGACUUUAACUGCUUUGAAGAGUUCCCUGAAGCCAUUUGUACACUGCCCCAGCUCUGCAUCCUUUACCUGGGCAACAACAGGCUGUGCAGCCUCCCUUCUGAACUCAGAAACCUCAAAGAGCUCAAUACUCUGUGGCUGGAGACUAAUUGCUUCACUGUUUUCCCCAAGGUAAUAUGUGAGCUUCCCAACCUCAAAACUCUGCACUUAGGUUACAAUCUGAUCCGCUCUUUACCAGAAGAACUAAGAAAACUACAGGAGCUGAAAAGUAUCUGGCUUGCUGGAAAUCAGUUGACAGAAUUCCCACCAGUGUUGUUAGAAAUGCACUGCCUCGCUGUCAUUGACGUGGAUCGAAACAAAAUACGUUACUUCCCAAGUUUAUGUCACAUGGAAGGGUUAAAACUUAUUAUUUAUGAUCACAACCCCUGUGUGAAUGCUCCAGCCGUGAAUGAAGGCGUGAAGAGAGUGGGGCGGUGGGCAGACUGUCCCGACCCUGAGACCGAAGAAGACACAUCAAAAGUGACCAGUGAGAAUAGUGCUGAGGUAACAGAGGAGGGCCAGCAGCACAGUGAAGAGCCACAGAACUCUUAA
Molecule: messenger RNA, 834 nt
Organism: Boleophthalmus pectinirostris (great blue-spotted mudskipper)
Lineage: Eukaryota; Metazoa; Chordata; Actinopteri; Gobiiformes; Gobiidae
Gene: lrrc10
Product: leucine rich repeat containing 10
Exons: 1
Coding region: 1-834 (277 amino acids)
Molecular function (GO): protein binding
Source: RefSeq, a predicted model, not a curated record